Xylona heveae TC161 is the source of this 633-nucleotide messenger RNA. RefSeq lists its product as hypothetical. NCBI's taxonomy places the organism in Eukaryota, Fungi, Ascomycota, Xylonomycetes, Xylonales, Xylonaceae. The record is from RefSeq and is a predicted model, not a curated record. The coding region runs from base 1 to 633 and encodes 210 amino acids. The transcript is spliced from 2 exons.
AUGCAUUUCAACCCAUCGAGUCUCGCCAUUUCCACCACGGCGUUGGCACUCCUCUCAUCCUUCUCAUUGCUCGCAUCGCUCGCAUCGCUCGCAUCUGCAUCUCUUUUGCCGCCGGACGGUGCUCAGCGCCGCGACACCGUUUCUUCGGCAAGCUACUACACUGUCCAGCGGCCGCCAUGGUACGGCCACUCGCCCGUGCCGCAUGAGGGGGAAUACCUCUACGCGUACUCCACCGGCAGCGGUUCCGGAACAAGUGUGUUGGCGGCGGCAUUUACGUCGAACAAGACGCUCGCAGUGGAGGGGUACAUUACCAAUACGACGACAUUUGAAGUGCUGCUUGACUUUGAUGCGUCUGCAUCAGAGUCCCGCUGGACGCUGCAGAUUCCAAGCGGUAGCGUAGCACAAUCGACGGCAGUGCCGGUCGCGAUUGAGCCUGAGAAUGGGACGGUAGGGUUUGGGUACGAUACUGGACCGCAGCCGGGGCUGUGGACGUCGGCCGUUGCUGGAUUUGAUGGGUUUUUGGCAUGCGACACAUCGCUCGGUAUCACCCAGCUCUAUGCCCUGAUUAAGGUCGGAGACACGGUGUCGGUCCCAAGUGGCUGUGUGGAAAUCGACCUGGGAAAAGCGAGUUGA